AUGGUGGAGAGCUGUGACUAUGGAAAAGAUCAAAUAAAUGAUGAAGUGAAGUCAGUGAUGGAGGGAGAUUCUGUUACUCUACACACUCAUAUUAAAUUACAGAAAGAUGAUCUGAUCGAGUGGAGUUUUGGACCUGAAGGGUCUCUCAUAGCUGAAAUCAAUGAAGGAGCAAAUAAGAUGUCAAUAUAUGCUGAUGUUCUUGAUGGGAGAUUCAGAGACAGACUGCAGGUGAAUAAUCAGACUGGAGAUCUCACCAUCACAAACAUCACAACUCAACACACUGGACUUUAUCAAGUAACCAUCACCAGAGGGAAGAUCUCAUCACCCAGAUUCAAUGUUACUGUCUAUGCUUGUCUGCCCGUUCCUGUCAUCACCAGAGACUCUUCACAAUGUUCAUCAUGUGUGUUAUUGUGUUCAGUGAUAAAUGUGACAGAUGUCAGAGAUGUGAGUCUGUCCUGGUACAAAGGAAACAGUUUAUUGUCCAUCAUCAGUGUGUCUGAUCUCAACAUCAGACUCUCUCUACCUCUGGAGGUUGAAUAUCAGGAUAACAACUCAUACAGCUGUGUGGUGAAUAAUACCAUCACAAACCAAACUCAACAUCUCAACAUCACUCAACUCUGUCAGAUGUGUUCAGAUUUGGAAAUACAU
Messenger RNA from Paramisgurnus dabryanus, 648 nucleotides. Lineage: Eukaryota; Metazoa; Chordata; Actinopteri; Cypriniformes; Cobitidae. The record is from RefSeq and is a predicted model, not a curated record.